Messenger RNA from Tetrapisispora phaffii CBS 4417, 1635 nucleotides. RefSeq names its product histidine--tRNA ligase (gene HTS1). The transcript has a single exon. The record is from RefSeq and is a predicted model, not a curated record. Gene Ontology annotation, biological process: mitochondrial translation; histidyl-tRNA aminoacylation. Gene Ontology annotation, cellular component: cytoplasm; mitochondrion. Lineage: Eukaryota; Fungi; Ascomycota; Saccharomycetes; Saccharomycetales; Saccharomycetaceae. Bases 1 to 1635 code for a protein of 544 amino acids. Gene Ontology annotation, molecular function: ATP binding; histidine-tRNA ligase activity.
AUGCUUAAUAGGUUAUUGAAACCAAGUAAUAGCAUUACAAAACGUUUAUUUACCAUGAUGUCUGAGAAAGUUGCAGUCGAUCAACCAAAGGUUGCUGCCACUCUAGUUGGAAAUGUCAAUAAAAAAGAGUCUAAGAAAAAUAAAUUACAAGUUUCUUUAAAGACUCCAAAAGGUACUAAAGAUUGGGCCGAUACUGAUAUGGUUAUUAGAGAAGCUAUCUUCAGUACUCUAUCUAACUUGUUUAAGAAACAUGGUGGUGUUACUAUUGAUACUCCUGUUUUUGAAUUGAAAGAAAUUUUAGCAGGUAAAUACGGUGAAGAUUCGAAAUUAAUCUACGAUUUGAAAGAUCAAGGUGGUGAAAUUUGUUCUUUACGUUAUGAUUUAACCGUUCCAUUCGCUAGAUACGUUGCAAUGAACAAUAUUCAAAACAUUAAAAGAUACCACAUUGCAAAAGUUUACAGAAGAGAUCAACCAGCAAUGACUAAAGGUAGAAUGAGAGAAUUUUAUCAAUGUGAUUUUGAUGUUGCAGGUAGCUAUGAAAUAAUGGUACCAGACGCUGAAAUAUUGUCUAUUCUAGUUGAAGGUUUGACUAGUUUGGGUAUUAAUGAUUUCAAGAUUAAAUUAAACCAUAGAAAAAUUUUGGACGGUAUUUUUCAAAUCGCUGGUGUUAAAGAUGAAGAUGUUAGAAAAAUCUCUUCUGCUGUCGAUAAAUUAGAUAAAUCACCAUGGGAAGUCGUGAAAAAGGAAAUCACUGAAGAAAAAGGUCAAUCCGAAGAAACCGCUAAUAAAAUUGGUGAAUAUGUUAAAUUAAAUGGUUCUUUGAAAGAAGUCCACGAUAUUUUGUCGAAGGAUGAAGCAAUAUUGGCUAAUGAAAAGGCAAUGAGUGGUUUAAGUGAAAUCGCCACUUUAAUCACUUAUGCUGAAGCUUUCCAAAUCGAAGAUUUCAUUUCAUUCGAUUUAUCCUUAGCAAGAGGUUUAGAUUAUUACACUGGUCUAAUUUACGAAGCUGUUACUGCUGCUUCCGCUCCUCCAACAGAUGCAUCAGAAUUAAAAAAGAAAGCUAAGACUGAUGAUGAUGCUUCUGCGUACGUCGGUGUCGGUUCUAUCGCUGCUGGUGGUCGUUACGAUAAUUUAGUUAACAUGUUUGCUGAGGCUUCUGGUAAGAAAUCUACUCAAAUUCCAUGCAUCGGUGUUUCUUUCGGUGUUGAAAGGAUUUUCUCCCUAAUUAAACAAAGAGCCGUUGCUGCUGCUGCCAUUAAACCAACUGCCACUCAAGUGUUUGUCAUGGCUUUUGGUGGUGGUAAAGAUUGGACCGGUUAUCUACCAGAGAGAAUGAAAGUUGCUAAGCAAUUAUGGGAAGCAGGCAUUGAAACUGAAUAUGUUUAUAAAUCAAAGGCUAAUCCAAGAAAGCAAUUCGAUGCUGCUGAAAAAUCUGGCUGUCCUUUAGCUGUCAUCUUAGGUAAGGAGGAAUAUUUAGAAAAUAAGUUACGUGUUAAAAGAUUAGGUCAAGAAUUUGCUGAAGAUGACGGUGAAUUAGUUGAUGCUGAUAAAAUCGUUGAGGUUGUUCAACAAAAAUUAUCCGAAAUUAACCAAGAUGGUGUCAAUGAUGUCAUCCGUUUAUUAAAGGGUUUAUAG